UGUUCGCAGCUUGUCGAUCGGCCAUUUCGACCCGGCCGGCAUUCCGUGUAACUCCUGCUGCGGCUGAGCGGGAUUUGUCUCCUUCACACGACAUCACGUUAACACCACCCAACAAUGAGUGAGACCGCCAUUUCUUUCGCCAAGGACUUCUUGGCCGGGGGUAUUGCCGCUGCCAUUUCCAAAACAGCUGUUGCUCCCAUCGAAAGAGUGAAGCUUCUUCUUCAGGUGCAACAUGCCAGCAAGCAGAUCACGGCUGACAAACAGUACAAGGGUAUCAUGGACUGUGUUGUCCGUAUUCCCAAGGAGCAGGGUUUCCUGUCAUUCUGGAGAGGAAACUUGGCCAAUGUCAUCAGAUACUUUCCCACUCAGGCCCUCAACUUUGCCUUCAAAGACAAGUACAAGAAGAUCUUCCUUGAUGGUGUAGACAAGCGCACCCAGUUCUGGAGGUACUUUGCUGGUAACUUGGCAUCUGGAGGUGCUGCUGGUGCCACCUCCCUCUGCUUUGUCUACCCUCUUGACUUUGCCAGAACCCGUCUGGCAGCUGAUGUUGGCAAAGCUGGAAGUGAGAGAGAGUUCACUGGUCUGGGUAACUGCUUGGUGAAAAUUUUCAGGUCGGAUGGCCUCAAGGGUCUGUACCAGGGCUUCAAUGUGUCUGUCCAGGGUAUCAUCAUCUACAGAGCUGCUUACUUUGGCAUCUAUGACACAGCUAAAGGUAUGCUGCCAGAUCCCAAGAAUACUCACAUUAUCAUCAGCUGGAUGAUUGCUCAGACUGUAACAGCUGUCGCUGGUCUUACAUCGUACCCCUUCGACACAGUGCGUCGUCGUAUGAUGAUGCAGUCUGGACGCAAAGGAGCUGACAUCAUGUACAGUGGCACAAUUGACUGCUGGAGGAAGAUUGCUCGUGAUGAGGGUGGCAAAGCCUUCUUCAAGGGAGCCUGGUCCAACGUCCUCAGAGGCAUGGGUGGCGCCUUUGUGCUCGUCUUGUAUGAUGAGUUGAAGAAAUUCAUCUAAGUGUUUGUUGGCCGUUAAUGUUGUGGUGUUUAACUGUAACAUAACUUGUACAUUUGGAAGGACUCAAAUUCCGCCUUAUUUAUAGGGACCAGCUAGUAUGUCAGUACUAGUUGUACUGGGGAAUCGUUUUGUGCUUUUAUUUUGCCCUUUUUUCUGUUUUGUUUUUGUUCCCCUUCACCAUGUCAUUCCCAGAGAGAAGGAAGCCAUGCCAGGUACUGAAACUUACCUGUCAUCCAGCCGGUCUGUUUUUAGGCAUUACACUUAAAUAAAGACUCACUGAACUAAAUCCUAAA
Messenger RNA from Colossoma macropomum (tambaqui), 1304 nucleotides. It is a transcript of the gene slc25a5, whose product is annotated as solute carrier family 25 member 5. The transcript has 4 exons. Bases 115 to 1011 code for a protein of 298 amino acids. Lineage: Eukaryota; Metazoa; Chordata; Actinopteri; Characiformes; Serrasalmidae. The record is from RefSeq and is a predicted model, not a curated record. Gene Ontology annotation, cellular component: mitochondrial inner membrane. Gene Ontology annotation, biological process: mitochondrial ATP transmembrane transport; mitochondrial ADP transmembrane transport. Gene Ontology annotation, molecular function: ATP:ADP antiporter activity.